AUGGCUCAAUACAAGUUUGAAGGUGAUUUUGAAAAUAUAACUGAACCUCAAUUGGAGUUUAUCAAUAAAGUGAUACAAGAACAAGAUUUAGAUGUCAAUAAAGUAGUAUUUCUUCCUGUUGGAAAACCUGGCGAUAAUUUUGCAUCAAACGUGAAGAGACUCAGUAUAGAAGGUAAUAAUGGAAACAUGAAUAUGAUCAUCAAAAUAGCACCUUCAGGUGAAGCUCAACGCAUGACGUUUAUGUCUGAAAUUGUAUUCAAAAACGAACAUUUAAUGUACGUAGUAAUACUGCCGAAGCUCCAGUCCCUACAAAAAGAAGCAGGUGUACCAGAAGAAGAACUUCUACGAUUCGCAAAAUGCUAUGGAUCUUUCACUGAAGCACCAAACGAGGUCAUAAUUUUGGAAGACUUAUGCGAGUCUGAUUAUGUAAUGUUGGACAAAUUUGAAUCACUGUCGGAUGAAUGUAUGAAGAGUGUAUUAAAAUCUUUUGCCAUUUUUCAUUCUCUCUCUUACGUGCUAAAGCACAAGGAACCAGACACAUUUGAAUAUUAUAAAAGUCAAUUGUACGAUGUAUGGAGUCUAAUGGCUGAGAAUCCAGUAUUCAAAACACAUACUGAGGUAUUUGUAAUGGCAGUCCAAGCUCUAUUGGAAGAAGAAGAGCAUAAAAAUAUUGUGAAAAGUAAAUUAGCUGAAGUGUUUAAUCUACUGACUAAACUAAAUAAAUGGGAACAAAAGAAUAAACAUUCUGUCAUUCAACAAGGCGAUGCGUGGACCAACAAUAUCAUGUUCAAAAUUGGGGAGGACAAGGUGCAAACGGUCAUGCUCGAUUUCCAAGGAUCAAAGAACAACAAUCCAGUAGCUGAUCUCCUCUACGUCAUCUUCAACUGCACCGACCAUGAAACACGAGCCAAACACUUCUUCGACUGGAUAGACUACUACCAUGCAGAAUUAGAAAACUCCUUAUCGAACUUUGGCCUUAAAGCCAACUACGUCUACUCAAGGGAUCAAUUAGACGCAGAUGUUAAGAGAUACGGUAAAUUAACGUUCGGAAUGUCUGUGAUGUUGGCUAACCUUUUAAUGAGGGAUACAAACGAAGCAUCAGAGCUGUUGGAAGCCAUGAAAACUACAGCUGAUAUGAAAGAAUUAAUGGAGUCCAUGGGCAGCCAAGUACUGCAACACGAAACUAUAAUUCGUGCUAGAAAGAAAGUUGUAGACCUUAUUACGAGUUUUUCAGAGUUUGGCUUGUUUUAA
Molecule: messenger RNA, 1251 nt
Organism: Spodoptera littoralis (African cotton leafworm)
Lineage: Eukaryota; Metazoa; Arthropoda; Insecta; Lepidoptera; Noctuidae
Source: the annotation of a GenBank genome assembly